AUGUCACACCAGACCUCCCCCUCCAUGACAUCCCUCCCUCUGUCUGAAACUCCAUCUGACACCCCGAAGAAACAGAAGAUGAGCCUGGGUGCUCGAUUGAAAGGCGUUCUAGGGAAGAGGAGGAGCAGCAGUGGCAACACAAGUAUCCCCCAAGGCUCUCGUCGGCAAUCGUCUGAGACCCUGGAAACCCUUGGGCUACAGGGUUUCGACGAACCCAACCCGACACCCCCAUCUCCUCCCCUGAGCACAGCAUCACUGCAUCAAGAACAACUGUCGCCCAGUCUGAAAUUGGGCACUAGGCCAGAGACUCUCUGGAUGCCAUUCAGAUGGCUCCAGGCACCAGAAGCACCACAAGAAGCAGUGGAAGGGGAACAAGAAAAUGAGAUCCACUAUUGGCAAGCAGUGUCAAGAGCAGCCAGUAGACUGGAGCAAGAGCAAGGAGGAGCCCCACGCCUACCAAGGCAUAGUCCAGUGGUACCAAACCCAAUACAACCAAUCCUCCAGUCUCUUGCCGAGUUCAUCAAUACUCCCAACUCUCCAUUCCAGAAACCUGCCACUUCUGCCAGCAGCCCUGACUCCUGGACAAGACCAAUUGCCAGGAUUGUCAAUGCCGAUGACUACUAUCACUGGCAGUCACCACUCCUCGACGAAGACCACCCGCUAUCAUAUAGAACAGACACCAUCACCAAAACUGAUGAUAUCCCUGUCUGGAGAGAUAGGAUACCGUCAGAUUUCGGAAUGAUCGGGGGCCAAUUGCUGCUCUCUUUCUUCGUCCCCAGUUCUAUAGAAACUUCUGCUGGUAUCACAGAGCAGUGGUGCCACCAGCAGAAGGAGAAGAGGAGCAGCCCAACUGAGAGCCUACUCCUCGACCCGGAUCCGAUGACACUGAGUCAAGUACUCAGCCCCAACCUACCCACCCCGGAAACCUUUGGCCAGCAAAGCAGUUCCCUCCUCGAGGGGACCACCAACAAGAGGGCCAAAGGGGACGAUGAGGCCGAGGAGGAGGGCCAAGGGGACCAAGCAGUGGACCCUAUCCUUGAAUGGAGGAGCAUCAUCAGUAUGAUCACGUGUCAAGAACAGGAGAAGAAACGAUGA
Guyanagaster necrorhizus is the source of this 1095-nucleotide messenger RNA. RefSeq lists its product as uncharacterized. Bases 1 to 1095 code for a protein of 364 amino acids. The transcript has 3 exons. The record is from RefSeq and is a predicted model, not a curated record. Lineage: Eukaryota; Fungi; Basidiomycota; Agaricomycetes; Agaricales; Physalacriaceae.